UCUCAUCCAGAAGUCUCUUCCGCUCCGGUCACUCCCGCACGCAGCAGCCUGGAGCGGAUUUACCAACAACAGAAGAACAGAACCCGCUUUCACUGCACCUUUUACCCGCGGAGGAGGGACCGAGAGCAACAACACAAACUUACUUUAUUUAAAUCCUCUGUUCCCUCUUUUUUUCUCCUCUGACCACCGCUGUAUCACUUUAUCCAGUGUGGGCUUCUUCCAGUUUAAUCCGCUCGCUAACUUCACCCCUCCGACGGCUCCUCUCUCCCCGUCACAGACACGCAGACAUGCCGGUGUACCUGGACGACCCGUCUGUUCUCACCAAGGACAAGCUGAAGAGCGAGCUGAUGGCGCACAACGUGGAGCUGCCGGGCGGGAACCCGACAAAAGACGUGUACGUCCAGCUGUAUCUGAAGAACCUGACCGCACAGAACCUCCAGCACGGCGGCGCGGUCAGCCUAGACGCCUUUUCCAGUGACGAGGAGCUGCCUCCGGUCGUGAUCUCCAGCAGGAGUCGGUCCUCUGGAAGAAAAGCUGUGAGGAAAACAGACAAAGUGCGGGCCGUGGAGCUGGACGUGACUGAGCUGACGGACGAGGGUCUGAAGGACGAGCUGCUGAAGCUCGGGGCGGACGUCGGGCCGAUAGUCGCCUCCACUCGUAAAGUGUACGAGAAGAAGCUGCAGAAGCUCCUGGAUAACGGACCCACACAGGUGACGCAGCUGGUGGUCACAGAGAUCCAAGUCAACCACAACGGGAACUCUGAGUCCGACCUGUACAGCGACAAGGAGGACGAGGUGAUACCGGAGCCGGAGCCGGAACCUAUAACUCAGAUUGAACCAGAGCCAGUUCCAGUCGUGGAGAGACCGCUGAGGAGCCGAGGGAAGACGCCUGUGACCACCCGCUCCUCCAGCAGCAAACACAAAGUGAGAAACCAGGAGAUGGACGAGGAAGAUGAGGAAAACUCUGUCCUGAAUGUGAGGCGCAGAUCCCGGAGGUUAUCCAGCAGACCGCAGAUAGUGCCUGAGGAGCUCAGGCCUGUGCUGGCAGAUCAGGUUCAGCUGCAGACUAAGAGGAGGGUUUCUCAAAGACUGGACAGUCCAGCCCGGUCUGUACCUCCCUCCAUCUCAUCCAGACCUGCUCAGCUUCAGGAGGAGGAGCCGGUUCUCCAUCUGCUCAAACCUAGUAAGGACUCGCCUCUGAAAGCAGCCGCUCUGCUUGACACAACUCUGCUGGAGGAGCCUGAACGGAUCCCUGCUGGAUCAGGAUCAGCGGUGAGGUCAAAGAGUGUGCGUGAAGAACAGCGUCCACGACCGGCUGCUCAUCCACUCAGACCCUCCUCUCCUCUGGUCCACCUCACCAACAUGGACCAGGUCACCUUCAGUCCCAUGUGUCACAUCUCACCCAUAAUGAGGCGAGAGUCAUACUGGUCCCAGUCAGACCAGUGUGGGUCCAAACCCAGGAGAGGGGAGGAGCGAGCAGACGCUGUCCUGCAGAAACUGAAGCAGCAGAAAAUCUCAGACGUCCUUUCGUCCCAUGGUGCCGUGAGGACACUGGGCUCUGUGAGACAGCAGGUGGAGAAGAUCGCAGCCAGCGAGCCGCCCCCAAAGGAGGAGGAGAGCAUCGUCCUGAAGGAGCUGUUCCCCAACGACAUCAACAGUCCCACAGGAAUCACCGCCACCUGCAGACGACCCAUCAGAGGAGCAGCCGGUCGUCCCCUGAAGUCCAGUGAUCUGUGGAACGAUGAAAACUCCAUCUUCUCUCCAAAAACCACCAAAACCAGCAGCUCCUCCUCCUACUUCACAGAGAGCCACAUCGUGAACAGAGUGUCCAGCCUGCCCCUCUCAUCCUCCUCUGCCUCCGCCUCCUCCUUCACCUCCUCCUCCUCCUCCAGGCCUCUGGCUGCAGCGCCCCCUGCAGCUCAGACCAAAGCAGCUUCUCGCGGCAUGGCUCUGUGGAAAAAGCUGAUCCUGCUGGCCGUCGUGGCUGCCUUCCUGUUCCUGGUUUAUCAGGCCAUGGAGACCACUAGCACCGCCCCAUUUAAAUCCCAGGAUGCAGAGGUGGCGAGCGGCAGCACGGCGUAGAGAGCAAGAGGUGCUUCGUCUUUUUCUUAACGUGUGAAUCUUCAUGUAGCCGUUUUGUCCGCGGGCGCUGUGAAAUUACCUCUGACAUCUUCGCCCUCCAUAUUUUAUCUUCUGUUUCCCUUCAUUUCUGAAUCAGUGAAUCCUCAGAGACGGGACAGAACUCUUCCGGCGACACUCUGACCUUUGGUUGUGAACGAACUGAACCUCAAACACAAACAGUAGCAUUCACAGAAACGUGGACUCACUUUUAUCACCAGGUUUUUUUUUGUCAUACUCGCAUGGCGUGUGUGUGUGUGUGUGUGUGUGCGUGUGCGUAUGCGUGUGUGUGUGUGUGUAUGUGCGCUGAAUGUGUGUGUGCCUUACUGUCAGUUACUCAUUAACAUCAGACGAUGAACUUUGAAACUGUAUUUAGUUUUUUUUGUACUUCACCUGACCGUCUUUGUUAAAGAGACAGUCACAUUAUAAAUCAAACCUUCUUAAAGUGCUACAUCGAUAUUUUCUUAAUGUUUCUUCUAAUAAAGUGAAAGUCUGUGUACUCUACUUAAUUAUGUAUUCACUGUCACAAAUAUUGAAUAUCCAGUCAAUAAACUAUAACGUUGUUACUGUG
Molecule: messenger RNA, 2688 nt
Organism: Notolabrus celidotus (New Zealand spotty)
Lineage: Eukaryota; Metazoa; Chordata; Actinopteri; Labriformes; Labridae
Gene: tmpoa
Product: thymopoietin a
Exons: 13
Coding region: 288-2081 (597 amino acids)
Molecular function (GO): DNA binding
Source: RefSeq, a predicted model, not a curated record